AUGGAAUCCUUUGAAAAUUAUGAAACAGAAAAUUAUCCCAAAGAUCCACAUAUUAAAUAUCAAAAACGUAGUAAUGGUGGCACCUUUUAUUAUGAAGUAAUUGAAGUCGGGUUUUAUCCUAAUGAAUGUAAAACGACACGAGGAGACAAGAGAAUGAGUCCAUAUCCAAUUCCCACCAAUUACAAAAUUAAAACUACUUAUGGUCGCAGCGCGAAACAAAUUAUUACAUGUUCAAUUAAUUAUGAUGAAAAUCAUAGUCCAAUUUUUAAAAUUGAUUGGAUGAAAAAAGAUGAAAAUUUUCAAGUGAUCUCAAAGAAAUCGGCAACUGAGGCUACUACUUUAUAUUUACAGAAAUUAUUAGGAGAAGACACGAAUACUAAAAAAUCUGGGGUUAUUGUUUUUGGAUUACAAUUGUCGUGCCUUAAGAAGUUUAGGGAGCAAAAUGAACGGAAUGAGAAGGAAGGAUAA
Funneliformis caledonium is the source of this 468-nucleotide messenger RNA. The record is from the annotation of a GenBank genome assembly. NCBI's taxonomy places the organism in Eukaryota, Fungi, Glomeromycota, Glomeromycetes, Glomerales, Glomeraceae.